AUCGCAAACAGUUCUCUUUGGAAGCCAGAUGCUGACUGUCGAUGACAACGAGACCCUCCUCAGCCCUGUAAAGCAACAGAACACCCGAGCUGACUGCUGAACGGGGGAAAUCUAACAGGGAAAUCUCAAUGUAACACGCUCUCUCUCUCUCUCUCUCAAGUCAAGUAAUGAUGAUGACUCUGUAGCGUUAUGCAAACCUACACUCCAGCAAGGAUGGAUGGAUUCCUGUCCUUUGCUCUAACCUUAAAGAACUGAGACACUGACUGUGAUAUCGUCCGACCCUGAGUGAUGGCGGAACUCGGCAGUGACGAGAAGGAACCUGGAGAGUUUCUGAGCCCCUCCUGCCAUUCAUCAAGUCUAGGGAACCACCAAGAUGUGGGGUCAGAGCAGCCUGUGGUCCAUCAGGGCAAAGACAUAGUCAUCCACCUGACCUCUCCCACUGAACAGGGGGACUGGGAGAACCUGGAGGAAAAUGAACUGAUCUUCUCCCUGGAAAAGGAGGAUGAAGGGGAGAAGGAGAGAACAUCAGAGGAGGAGGCGAUGCCACAUCCCGAGGAACACUUCAACCUAUCCCUCCCGGCCUCAUCCCUGCCUUCAUCUCCUUCCCAUUCCACAUCUCUGGCUCAGAUCUUGUUCUCAUCAGCUCCUUGCCCAGUCCCUCUGAACGUACGGCCUUCGAACUCCUACGGUUCCUCCACAGAUUCCAGGCCGCUGUUCAGUCUGGUCAAGUCACUGUCCACGGAAAUCGAGACAAGGGACAUGUCUUCGCAGUUACCCAGACCCUUGCUGAGCCUCGUCAAAUCCAUCUCCACUGAGAUCUCCCGCCACGAGCCAGAGGUCACCCAAUCCAAGUCGGACUCGAAGCUCAACCUGCAUCUUUGGCGACAGCUGACGCAGCCCAAGGGGAGAAACGGGGAUUACAAAACAGCACCCCCCUCCCCGCUCCUCUCCCCCUCUGCCGACAGCAAGGUCAGUUUCUUCAAGGUCCCUGAAGUGGAAGCCAAACUGGAGGACACCAAGAGGAAGUUCUCCGAGGCCAUGCAGGAGCCCUUGAACAUGUUGAGUAAGAUCAUCGGAGAUGAGAGCGGGGGAAGCCCUAAUAAACACCGAGGAUAUUCCCAGGCCAACUCCUUUGGAGCUCGGUCCCCCGGCGUCUCAGGGGCUGAGGAUGGGGUUGGCGUUGAGGCUGGGAACAAGGGCAUCAGAUCUGGGUUUGAGAAGCUCCGGACAGAGAUACUGAAAGCAGAGAGGAAGGAUGGCGAGAGGUCCCCCCCGGCCGAGACAUCCCCUGGUAGAUGUGGGAGGGGGAGACAGCAGCAGCUGAGCAUUGCCUCUCGUCCAAAGCAGGGAGAAGUCGAGGGUUCGAGGUACGAGAUCUGCACUUACGGGGACAUGAUCCAGAUUGUGGAAACGGAGCCCGGUGAGGACAGCAUGCUCUGUGGGCAGGAAUCCACCUUCUCUUCCUACUUCAGCCCGAGCUCCACUCCACCUGUGUCUUCACAACCUGUGCCAAGUAAAACUCUCAUAUGCUUAGCCACGCUGACCUACAGCUACUUUGUCCUACCCCUGCCUUCCUACUUCUCUGGCCUCUGCUUGGGACUCGCCUUGGGCUUUCUCACAGCCUUGCUCAUCAUCCUGCUGCUCACACCCAAGCUCUCGCACACUACCCGCCCCGCAAGUAGACAGCUUCAACUGGACAGCUUCAUCCCCGAUCCCAAAGAGCUGGAAGUUGUGAAGGGCUGGAUGAAUGAAAUCUACAACUACGACCCUGAGAUGUACCAUCCCUCGUUGACCCAUUCAGUCUAUGUGACCCUGGAGGGCCCAUUGCUGAAGCUCUCCUACCCAAAGAGCAAGAUCUCUCGAUGGGCAACCUUUGAUGAGGUCAAACAUGAUGUGGUGUUCAUCAGCCAUCGAUCUUACGACCUGGCUGAGAGCAAGAUUUCACUUGUCCCGCCCGGCCUCGCCAAAAAAAGAAUGUGGAAUAAGAAAUAUCCCAUCCGUAUCUUACUGAGCGAGCCCGAGUCUGAGCCAGAGGACAGACUCAUGGAGUCUGCAAACCAGGAGUGGAAAAGUGAGAGCGACAGUGAGGACCAAGAGGAGAUAGUGGACAACACAAGGGGAGCCCUGACCCCAGACGUCACCCUCAGACCUCCCAGCGAAGGUAGAGUAAGUGCCCUGUUCUUGUUCGGGAGAACAGGCAGGGACAAGGAGGAAUGGUUCAGACACUUCCUGCUGGCUUCCAGAUUCCAGUCAGAAGACAGGCAGCCCACCAGCGGAGAACCUGGGAAAUCUGGUUUGACGCAGAAUCGCAGUGCUAUCCCCUCGGGGAGGCUGGCUCACAGCGACUGCAGCAGCAGAGACAGCACUGAGGACCUCUCCUCUCUCUUCAAAACCAAGGAUCUGGCCGGCAACAUCAGGCAGAAGAUCCUGCUGGACUACAACACCUAUAUGGCCAAGUUCACCCUCUCCGACAACUCCAGCCCCCUGCUGAGUCCUUGUCACAGUACCAACAGCAGCCCCACCCACAGGAAAAAGAUCGUAGGUGAAACUCCAGUCAACAAAGAGCCCCAGGUGUCCUGGAUCAACGUGGCGAUUGGACGGAUUUUCUGGGACUUUUUACGGGAAAAGUACUGGGCCGACCAGGUCUGCUUCAAAGUUCAGAAGAAACUGAGCAAAAUCAGGCUGCCUUACUUUAUGAAUGAGCUGACGCUGACCGAGCUGGACAUGGGGACACUGAUGCCUGUGAUCAUCAGCACUUCCAGUCCAUCUGUCAAUCAGAAAGGGCUGUGGAUGGAUUUGGAAAUUGCCUACAAUGGGGCCUUGCAGAUGACACUGGAAACCAAAAUGAACCUUUGCAAACUGGGCAAGGAGUCACUGCCAGAGGGGGUGAGGCCAGUGGAUACAGGAAGAGAAGGGUCCAGUCCUCGAACAUUAGUGCUUGCGGACAGCGAUGAGGAGUCCUCCAGUGCUGGCUCUUCAGAGGAAGAUGAGACACCAGUGACAGAAGUGCUAGGAGCUGUGGGUGACAAAGCCCUCCCACUGGGAGCCGAAGGCUACGCUGGAGGCAGCAGCACCAGCAGAAAGAUUCUCCGAUUCGUGGACAAGAUUGCCAAAUCCAAGUACUUUCAGAAGGCCACAGAGAAUGAGUUUAUCAAGAAGAAGAUCGAAGAGGUGUCCAACACGCCCCUGCUCCUGACGGUGGAGGUGCAGGAACUGGCAGGGAUGCUGGCUGUCAAUAUCCCACCCCCUCCCACUGACCGAAUAUGGUACAGUUUCCGCACACCCCCUCGGCUGGAGUUUAAAGUGCGGCCGAAGCUGGGCGAGCGGGAGGUGACCUUCACACACGUGACCGAGUGGAUUGAGAAGAAGCUGCAGCAUGAGUUCCAGAAAGUGUUUGUGAUGCCAAAUAUGGAUGACAUCUAUAUCCCUAUCAUGCACUCUGGCUUGGACUAUCCAGCUCAGUCCAGUCAGUCUCCAAUGGGACCCACAAGGGAAACAUCCUUUGACUCUAUGGAGAGAUUCUAGCAACUGAUCCGUGGGACAAUGACAAUAUCUGGGGGGAAAAAUGUCCUUUGAUGUCGAUGUCUGCCAAGAUACAUUUCGUCGCUCACUCACACCCUGGUUUGUGCUCGAAAAGCGAAGUGGGUCACUGCCUCCGAAGCGAACAUUGCAGUUUCAUUAGAAGCUGUAACUGGAAGAUUCAAAUGUAAAACAAAUCCUUGCACCUGA
Molecule: messenger RNA, 3729 nt
Organism: Callorhinchus milii (elephant shark)
Lineage: Eukaryota; Metazoa; Chordata; Chondrichthyes; Chimaeriformes; Callorhinchidae
Gene: tex2l
Product: testis expressed 2, like
Exons: 12
Coding region: 289-3525 (1078 amino acids)
Cellular component (GO): endoplasmic reticulum
Molecular function (GO): lipid binding
Source: RefSeq, a predicted model, not a curated record